Molecule: messenger RNA, 1345 nt
Organism: Galeopterus variegatus (Sunda flying lemur)
Lineage: Eukaryota; Metazoa; Chordata; Mammalia; Dermoptera; Cynocephalidae
Product: serine/threonine-protein kinase MAK
Exons: 8
Biological process (GO): protein phosphorylation; intraciliary transport; cilium assembly
Cellular component (GO): nucleus; cilium; cytoplasm
Molecular function (GO): protein serine/threonine kinase activity; ATP binding
Source: RefSeq, a predicted model, not a curated record
AACCUGUCACCAGUGUAGCACCAGCAGUGAGAGGACAAAAACGAAUAGAAAUAACGCAUUUAAAUUAUAUUCAACAAGGAAGUCAUUUCAGUCAACAACUUCUGCUGCAUUAUUUUUCCAAGAUGAACCGCUACACAACCAUGAGACAGUUGGGGGAUGGCACCUACGGGAGUGUGCUUAUGGGCAAGAGUAACGAGUCUGGGGAGCUGGUGGCCAUCAAAAGGAUGAAGAGAAAGUUCUACUCUUGGGACGAAUGUAUGAACUUGAGAGAAGUUAAGUCUCUGAAGAAACUUAAUCAUGCCAAUGUGAUUAAACUGAAAGAAGUUAUCAGAGAAAAUGACCAUCUUUAUUUUAUAUUUGAAUAUAUGAAAGAAAACCUCUAUCAAUUAAUGAAAGACAGGGAUAUGAAACCAGAAAACUUGCUUUGUAUGGGUCCAGAACUUGUGAAAAUUGCUGAUUUUGGGCUUGCAAGAGAAUUAAGGUCACAGCCACCAUAUACUGAUUAUGUAUCUACAAGAUGGUAUCGUGCUCCUGAAGUUUUACUGAGAUCUUCAGUUUAUAGCUCUCCCAUUGAUGUGUGGGCUGUCGGAAGUAUAAUGGCUGAACUGUACACGUUAAGACCACUUUUCCCAGGGACAAGUGAGGUUGAUGAGAUCUUUAAAAUUUGCCAAGUUUUAGGGACUCCCAAAAAAAGCGACUGGCCAGAAGGAUACCAGCUUGCAUCCUCUAUGAAUUUCCGCUUUCCCCAGUGUGUUCCUAUAAACUUGAAAACUCUUAUUCCCAAUGCCAGUAAUGAAGCUAUUCAGCUUAUGACUGAAAUGUUGAAUUGGGAUCCAAAGAAACGACCAACAGCAAGCCAGGCACUGAAACACCCGUAUUUUCAAGUUGGUCAGGUAUUAGGCCCUUCCAUGCAUCAUUUGGAAUCGAAACAGCCUUUAACUAAACAGCUGCAACCAUUAGAACCGAAGCCAUCUUUAGUUGAACUAGAACCUAGGCCUCUGCCAGACAUAACUGAUCAGACUGUCGGACAGCCCCAGCCAAAAACCAGCCACCAACCGCUGCAGUCCAUUCAGCCACCACAGAACGUGAGUGUCCAGCAACCUUCAAAGCAACAGAGUCAACAGAAACCACCACAAACACUAUUUCCAAGUAUCGUCAAAAACAUGCCAACUAAGCCAAAUGGCACACUGGGUCAUAAAAGUGCUAGGAGGCGUUGGGGUCAGACAGUCUUCAAGUCUGGAGAUAGUUGGGAAGAGUCUGAGGACUGUGAUUUCGGAGCCUCCCAUUCCAAGAAGCCAAGCAUGGGUGUUUUCAAAGAAAAGAGGAAAAAAGAUUCUCCAUUUUG